AUGAUGGUAACAUUUUUUAGGCAAGCUUACUGUGUGUUCGGAACCGUGGAGCUCCCAGACAAGCCGAUCAUGUUGCCGCCUUUUGUGGAGGCGACACACUGUCUCGGCUACCACCUGACUCGCAAAGGCAGAGCGGUUGCUGAUCGCGUGGUAUCUGUUCUUGGCUACGCCUGCCCCGACAUCACCUACAGCCCCAGCCUUUACCCCAUCACCGCAGCACUGUUACACUUUAUGCCUGGUAAGUUUCUCAACUGUUCUGCCAAUUUAUGUUUCAAUGCUAAAUAG
Messenger RNA from Pieris macdunnoughi, 285 nucleotides. The record is from the annotation of a GenBank genome assembly. NCBI's taxonomy places the organism in Eukaryota, Metazoa, Arthropoda, Insecta, Lepidoptera, Pieridae.